This is a messenger RNA of Sorex fumeus (smoky shrew), 1679 nucleotides long. RefSeq names its product REC8 meiotic recombination protein (gene REC8). The transcript is spliced from 19 exons. Bases 1 to 1671 code for a protein of 556 amino acids. Gene Ontology annotation, cellular component: synaptonemal complex; cohesin complex. Lineage: Eukaryota; Metazoa; Chordata; Mammalia; Eulipotyphla; Soricidae. Gene Ontology annotation, molecular function: protein binding; chromatin binding. The record is from RefSeq and is a predicted model, not a curated record. Gene Ontology annotation, biological process: replication-born double-strand break repair via sister chromatid exchange; mitotic sister chromatid cohesion; synaptonemal complex assembly.
AUGUUCUACUAUCCCAACGUGCUUCAGCGCCACACCGGCUGCUUUGCCACCAUCUGGCUGGCAGCAACCCGGGGCAGCCGUCUUCUGAAGCGCGAGUACUUGAAGGUGAACGUGGUGAAGACCUGCGAGGAAAUCCUGAGUUACGUGCUGGUCCAAGUGCCCCCAGCAAUGCCUGGCCUGCCAAGGCCCCGCUUCUCCCUCUAUCUCUCAGCUCAGCUCCAGAUUGGGGUCAUCCGAGUCUAUUCUCAACAGUGCCAGUACCUCGUAGAGGACAUUCAGCAUAUUCUGGAGCGCCUGCACCGUGCCCAGCUGCAGAUCCGCAUUGAUAUGGUGGAGCCUGACCUGAACAACCUUCUUCCCGACUGCCUCACCAUGAUGGAAACCCUGGAAGCUGCUCCAGACCCUUUCUUUGGAAUGAUGUCUGUGGAUCUUCUACUUCCCAGCCCCUUAAACAUCCCUCAGAUUCGACACCUCCUGGAGGCUGCCACUCCGGAGCGACCUCUUGCCGAGAGCCCUCCUGUGGUCACUGUGGAGCCCAAUAAGCCGCAGGUCACGGUAAAGUCUCCCCAGGCCAUCACCAUCCAGGAAGACGAGCCCAUCCGCAUACUGCAGAUCGAGGGCGAGCAGGACCUCCCCGAGGUCAGUCGCCGGGACUUGGACUUGUUGAUAGCUGAGGAGGAUGAGGCCCUCUUGUUGGAGGUGCCUCGGCUCUCGCCUUCAGCCCCUGCACAGGUGGAGGGGACAGCAGAGCCUCCUGCUGCCCCAGGCCCAGUUUUGGAGGAGGUGAAGCCGGCUGGCUGGGAGCCCGGGACCCCGCUUCCUGAGGUGACCCCUCCGCAGAAGCUGCGUCUGCCGAGCCCGGUCAGCCCAGAGCGGAGGAGACCCCCCGUCUCCCCAUCUCCUGAGAGUCUACCUGCCCCCCGCCGUCGCCGCCGCCGCCAGUUGCUGUUCUGGGAUGCAGAGACUCAGAUCUCCCGGGAGAAAUUCCAGGGACAGCUGCAGACCAAAGCCCACUGCUGGGAGGAGUGUCCCCUGGUGCAGCCUUCUGAGAAGACCAUCAGGAGCCCCGCGGAGCUGUUCAGUACCCCGACUUACCCUGGCCAGCUCCCCCCGCAGUUGUUGGCGUUCUGGACCCGCUGUGCUCAGCCCCCACCAAGAGCACUCAGACGAAGGCCAGCCCUGGAGCCUGAUGAGGAGGCUGCUGAGGAGGAGAGGAGGAAGAUGGACACCCCGAGUGAGAUUGAGGUCCUGAGGGAGGCCCAGGAGCCCAGUGGGCCUCUCAUGUUAUCUUCAGAAGUGUCCCUGGAAACUGAAGAGGAGAAGUCCCGGGUCAGCCUUCCCCCGCUGGAGGAGCGAUGGGCCUGGGCUGAGGUGGAGCAGCCGGAACCCCCCACUCUGCCUAUGGUGCCCGAGCUCCCGGAAGUGCCCAUGGAGCUGCCACUGGACCCCGAGCUGCUCUCACCUGAGGCUGUGCACAGGGCUGUGGCACUGGAACUACAGGCCAACAGGGAACCUGACUUCAAUAGUCUGGUGGCACCUCUUAGCCCACGCAGGGUGGCAGCCCGGGUGUUCUACCUGCUUCUGGUGCUCUCGGCACAGCAGGUCCUCCAUGUGGAACAAGAAGAACCCUACGGACGCCUCCUGAUCCUCCCCGGGCCCCGUUUCUACUGAGACUGGAG